Molecule: messenger RNA, 4260 nt
Organism: Aspergillus neoniger CBS 115656
Lineage: Eukaryota; Fungi; Ascomycota; Eurotiomycetes; Eurotiales; Aspergillaceae
Product: RNA helicase
Exons: 3
Coding region: 71-4129 (1352 amino acids)
Cellular component (GO): intracellular anatomical structure
Molecular function (GO): RNA binding; protein binding; ATP binding
Source: RefSeq, a predicted model, not a curated record
UUUGGAUUCUCCUCAACGGCCUGAGUUACUCCACGGGCGUCUGCUUUAGACUAUCUGUCAUUUUGGAAUCAUGCCCCCCAAGAAAAAGAACGACGCCCGUGGAGGAGCCCCCAAACCGGGGACCAAAGCUGCCAAAGCUGCCGCCGAACGAUCGGCGGAGACAGCGAAGAAAGCGCAGGCUUCUACGGAGGAGCCUAAGAAACCCUCAGUAAAGGAGGUUAUUGGAGGCGCAUCAUGGACCGGAAAGCUGCCGGUCAAUAUGCUUGCGGAGCACUGCCAGAAGCAGAAGUGGGAGAAGCCUGAGUAUACAAUGAUUAAAGUCUCGGAGGGCUUUGUAUCCUCCGUUAUUCUGAAGCGCAUCGAUCCGAAGACUCGAGAAACUGUCGUACUCCCUCCUAUGAAACCCCCUCCGUCCCACAAGCAUCUCGCCGCGCAACCAACGGCGCUAGAGGCGCGCCAUUUCGCUGCUGCUUAUGCCCUAUUUCGAGUCUGUAACAUGAAGAAUAUUCAUAUGAUGCUUCCGCCCACCUAUAAGAAGCUUUGGAAAGAGGAUUUUACGGAGAUCAAAUCGGCAGAUACCAAGGGAGGGAAAGGAUGGAUGUACGAGGCAGAUCCGUUCCUCGCCAAGCAGGAGCGAGAAAGUGCAGCUGCAGACUUGGAGAAGAAGCGGAAAGAGCGCGAAAAGACACAGGCGAAGGAGGCAGAGAAGACGGUUGACUUGGGACUGGGCUCUAGCGGUGAUAACAGGGGCAAGAAGAUCUGGUCGCAAGCACCAAAGGUCGACCUUGGGGGCAAAGUGCGCCGUGAAAUCGAGGGUAUACUGCGGCAGCACGCCAUUUGGAAUCCUUAUAACGUGGAGAUACCGGAACGCGAACGCAAAUCUAUUGUCGAUGAGCUCACUCAGCUGGGCUUCCGGCGCAGCCACGUUGAGGAGGCGACAAGCACAUGCAAGGACCGGGAGGAGGUCCUGGAAUGGCUUCUUAUAUAUGUCCCGGAAGAUGACCUUCCGCGUUGGUGUCUACCUGAAGGGUACUCCGCCGGUGUGAGCCUUGCCAGCGAUGAUCUUGCAAGAGAGGCCAGAAUCAAACGCCUCGCCUCCAUCGGCUACCCUGCUGACCUGUGCUCGCGCACAUUGGAUAGCAAAAAGGGUGAUGAACUUGCGGCAGCAGAGUUCCUCCAAAGCACACUGGUGCACGGGUCGAGUUCUGCUGCCGACUCUUCGCCCAUUGCGGAAGAGGAUCUAUGGGCAGAAGAGCAAGAAACCCUGGAGGCUAUCUUCGGCGAACGAUACAAGCGAGUUUCGCCUAAAGUCUGUGAAAUAAAGAGUGAGGGAUCAGACUUACCAGAAUCUUUGACAUUCCGUUUCCAAAGGCCUUCUACGCACUAUCCCUCAUCUGUCCCGGUUAUCUCUAUUCUGGCCAAGGGCAUUCCAGCUUACAUACGCCUGAGCGCUAUACGCCAGGUGGUACAGUACUCUGAGGAGAACUUCUUCGGUGAGCCCAUGAUAUUCAAUAUCCUGGACUGGCUGGAGGUCCAUCUGCCGGAAGUUAUGGAGAAUCCAGGGCGUCUGAGGGAUAUCUCGACAGUUUCUGCUUCUCCAACUGCCACCGGAUCUGUAUCUCAACUCCCUGUUCGCCAAUCGCGCAAGAAGGGCAGAGACGUGAACUGGCAGGCGGGCUCGCCGCAAAGCGUCGCGCUGAGAGAAGCCUGGGAAGCGAAGCAGACAACCAAGGCCCAGCAAGAGAUGACUAGGAAACGACAAGCUCUUCCAGCCUGGAACACACAGGACGCUAUCAUUCAAGCCGUGAACAAGUACCAGGUUACUAUCAUCUCUGGUGAGACCGGUAGUGGAAAGAGUACCCAGUCCGUCCAAUUCCUGCUUGAUGAUCUGAUCAAGCGAGACCUUGGCGCUGCCGCCAACAUUAUCUGUACCCAACCUCGCAGAAUUUCUGCCUUGGGUCUCGCAGAUCGCGUAUCCGAUGAGCGAUGUGCGUCGGUUGGUGACGAGGUCGGAUACAUCAUCCGAGGCGAGUCGAAGGCCAAGGCAGGCACAACGAAGAUCACAUUUGUCACCACUGGUGUUCUGCUCCGUCGCAUGCAAUCUGGCAGCGGCCCCGACGGUAAUGUUGCAAGCUCUCUCGCGGAUGUCACCCACGUCGUGGUGGAUGAGGUACACGAACGGAGUCUCGACACUGAUUUUCUUCUGGCUCUGUUGAGAGACGUCCUUCGCUAUCGGAAAGACAUCAAGGUCAUCCUCAUGAGUGCCACUCUCGAUGCCGACAUCUUCAUGAACUACUUCGGCGGUAGCAAGUCCGUUGGAUUUGUUAACAUCCCAGGACGGACCUUCCCCGUCCAAGAUAACUACUUAGACGAUAUCAUCCGCGACACAGGGUUCUACCCUGAGUUCUCUGAACGCGACUACGAGGAAGAAGACGCAGUCUCAUCCGCCCAAGCUGACGAGUCCCUUGGCAAGGUCCUCCGCAGUCUCGGAAUGGGAAUCAACUAUGAGUUGAUUGCCUCCACAGUUCGAUACAUAGACGCCCAGCUAGGCGACCAGCCAGGAGGCAUCCUAAUCUUCCUUCCCGGAACGAUGGAGAUCGAACGGUGCCUGAACGCUGUGAAGAGAAUCCCCAACGCCCACCCACUCCCCCUUCACGCAUCUCUCCUCCCAGCUGAACAACGGCGCGUCUUCCUCAGCCCUCCCAAGGGCAAGCGCAAGGUCAUCGCAGCAACCAACGUUGCCGAAACAUCCAUCACAAUCGAGGAUAUCGUAGCCGUCAUCGACACCGGCCGAGUCAAAGAAACAAGCUACGACCCCCGCGACAACAUCGUCCGACUGCAAGAAGUAUGGGCAUCCCAAGCAGCCUGCAAACAACGACGUGGUCGAGCCGGUCGUGUCCGCGCCGGUACAUGCUACAAGCUCUACACCCGCAAAGCAGAGGCAAACAUGGCACAGCGUCCCGACCCCGAAAUCCGUCGAGUACCCCUCGAGCAGCUCUGCCUAUCCGUCAAAGCCAUGAAGGGCAUCAACGACGUCGCCACCUUCCUAGCCAACACCAUCACCCCACCCGAAAGCACCGCCGUCGAAGGAGCCCUCGACUUCCUCCACCGCGUCGGCGCUCUCGACCACGACAAACUAACCGCCCUGGGCCGCUACCUCUCCAUGAUCCCAGCGGAUCUUCGCUGCGCAAAGCUGAUGGUCUACGGCUCCAUCUUCAGCUGCAUCGACGCCUGCGUCACCAUCUCCGCCAUCCUAACCGUCAAGAGCCCGUUCGUCUCCCCGCGCGAGAAACGCGACGAAGCCAACGCCGCAAAGGCCUCCUUCUCCAAAGGCGCCGACGGCGACCUUCUCACUGACCUCCUCGCCUACCAACAAUGGUCCGACCGCGUCAACGCCCAAGGCUACUGGCAAACCCAAUCCUGGUGCUCCGCCAACUUCCUCUCCCACCAAACCCUCCGCGACAUCUCCUCCAACAAAUCCCAACUCCUCACCUCCCUCAAAGACGCCGGCCUCCUCCCCGUCAACUACUCCUCCUCAGACUCAUCCUCCCACUGGAACCGCAACGCAACCAACAAACCCCUCCUCCGCGCCCUAAUCGCCGGCGCCUUCCAACCUCAAAUCGCACAAAUCUCCUUCCCCGACAAGAAAUUCGCCAGCUCCGUCACAGGCACCGUGGAAAUCGACCCGGACGCACGAACAAUCAAAUACUUCAACCAAGAGAAUGGCCGCGUCUUCAUCCAUCCUUCCUCCGUCUGCUUCUCGGCCCAAUCGUACCCUAGCUCAUCUGCAUAUCUCAGCUACUUUACCAAAAUGGCCACGAGUAAGGUGUUUAUUCGUGAUUUGACGCCCUUCAACGCCUACUCCCUCCUCCUCUUCUGCGGAUCCAUUGACCUCGACACCGCAGGUCGCGGCUUAAUCGUCGAUGGAUGGUUACGGCUGCGCGGAUGGGCUCGGAUCGGUGUUUUGGUGUCCAGGUUGCGGAUGAUGCUGGAUGAGAUUAUUGCCAUGAGGAUUGAUCAGCCUAAUGGUGGUGGUAGUGGUGCAGGGGGUGGUGAUCAGACGAAGACGGCGGAUAAGGUGGUUGAGGUUGUGAAGAGGUUGAUUGAGUUUAAUGGGUUGGAUCAGUGAGGAGGGUUUGGGUAUAUAUUUUUGGGUGAGAUGUUUUGGUUACUGGUGAAAAUAUCUUGGGGUAGAGGUAUGGAUAUUUACUAGUAAGGUGCUAGAUGCUAGACAGAUGAUGAUACAAAAGUAGAUGUGGG